AAAAUUUUCAGUCGAGCGCUGAUACCGAACAAGGAAGGUCGGUCUAGGCAGAGAUUCUCUACUCGUCUCGCGGGCUUCUUACACAACACUUAAGCGCAGAGCAAAAGAAUAGAAAAUUUUUGAGAAUAGAAAUAUUAUAUAUAUACUGUGUGGUGGUGGAAAAUAGUUGGAAAAAGUCAUAUAUAUGUACAUAUAAUAAGGAUAUUGAAAAGUUUUUGAAGUAAAAUCCGAAAAGUACAAACCGCUACGCUUAGGCGGAAACAAUUCAACGACAGUAUUUGGCAUACAAAAAGAAAAUCAAUUAACAAGAGUAUAAAGUGCAAAUCAAACGUUUAAUUACAUAUACGUCCAAGCAAGGGAGAAUUUCAAAACGCGCUAGGGGCUACUUAGUAACCCCCGGAAAAAAACCAACAACAACUAUAACAUCGAAUAGAAACAGGAAAAAUUAUUGUGUAAUACCACCCCGAGUAGCUGCCGCAGCAGUCAGAAUUUUCGCCUUAAAUAUUUUUUUUUACCACUAAACGACAAACCGCAACAUGAGUGACGAUCAGCAUGGGAGAGCGGACUCUUAUCGUAUCGCCACGGUUAUACCAACCGAUGACGACAAUCGUACAGCCGAUGGUCACUUAAAGUCUAAACGCAGGAUGCCACCAAAACCGGCUAAAAAGGAGAAUCUUGAGGAUCUCAAACAGGAGUUAGAUAUCGAUUUUCAUAAAGUCACUCCUGAAGAACUGUAUCAGCGCUUUCAGACGCAUCCAGAGAAUGGUCUGAGUCACGCCAAAGCCAAGGAGAAUCUUGAACGAGAUGGCCCUAAUGCGCUUACACCACCCAAACAAACACCCGAAUGGGUGAAAUUCUGUAAGAAUUUAUUCGGCGGUUUCGCCAUGUUGCUGUGGAUCGGUGCUAUACUUUGCUUCGUGGCCUACUCCAUUCUGGCCAGUACCAGCGAAGAGCCCUCAGACGAUAACUUGUAUCUGGGUAUCGUACUUUCGGCUGUAGUCAUAGUUACCGGUAUUUUCUCAUACUAUCAGGAAUCGAAAAGUUCAAAGAUCAUGGAAUCGUUCAAAAACAUGGUGCCCCAAUUCGCUACUGUCAUUCGUGAAGGUGAGAAGCUCACCUUACGCGCUGAAGACUUGGUGUUGGGUGAUGUGGUUGAAGUGAAGUUCGGUGAUCGUAUCCCAGCUGAUAUACGUAUCAUUGAGGCGCGCAACUUCAAAGUGGACAACUCAUCGUUGACCGGCGAAUCUGAGCCACAGUCACGUGGACCUGAAUUUACACAUGAAAAUCCAUUGGAAACUAAGAAUUUGGCUUUCUUCUCUACCAACGCCGUCGAGGGCACCGCCAAGGGUGUUGUCAUCAGCUGUGGUGAUCACACUGUAAUGGGUCGUAUUGCUGGUUUAGCUUCGGGUUUGGAUACUGGCGAGACACCAAUCGCCAAGGAAAUUCAUCAUUUCAUUCACUUGAUUACCGGUGUCGCCGUAUUCUUGGGCGUGACAUUCUUCGUUAUCGCUUUCAUCUUAGGUUACCAUUGGUUGGAUGCUGUUAUCUUCUUGAUCGGUAUUAUUGUAGCGAACGUGCCCGAAGGUCUGUUGGCCACCGUGACUGUAUGUCUGACAUUGACUGCCAAGCGUAUGGCAUCGAAGAAUUGUUUGGUAAAGAAUUUGGAAGCUGUGGAAACAUUGGGAUCCACCUCGACCAUUUGCUCCGAUAAGACCGGCACCCUCACCCAAAAUCGUAUGACCGUCGCUCACAUGUGGUUUGAUAAUCAAAUCAUCGAGGCCGAUACAACUGAAGAUCAGUCGGGUGUGCAAUACGAUAGAACCAGCCCUGGCUUCAAGGCGCUCUCUCGCAUUGCUACCCUCUGUAAUCGUGCCGAAUUCAAAGGCGGUCAAGAAGGUGUACCAAUUUUGAAGAAGGAAGUUAGCGGUGAUGCCUCCGAAGCGGCGCUGCUUAAAUGCAUGGAAUUGGCGCUGGGCGAUGUUAUGAAUAUACGCAAACGUAACCGCAAAAUCGCUGAAAUUCCAUUCAAUUCGACCAACAAAUACCAAGUGUCCAUUCAUGAAACUGAAGAUCCCAGUGAUCCACGCUAUUUGCUUGUCAUGAAGGGUGCACCCGAACGUAUCUUGGAGCGUUGCUCAACCAUUUUCAUUAACGGCAAAGAAAAGGUAUUGGACGAAGAGAUGAAGGAGGCCUUCAAUAAUGCUUAUAUGGAGCUUGGUGGUUUGGGUGAGCGUGUGCUCGGUUUCUGCGACUUCAUGCUGCCCUCCGAUAAAUACCCAACUGGCUUCAAAUUCAACACAGACGAUGUUAACUUCCCCAUUGAUAAUUUGCGUUUCGUCGGCUUAAUGUCCAUGAUUGAUCCACCACGUGCAGCUGUACCCGAUGCCGUCGCCAAGUGCCGUUCAGCCGGUAUUAAGGUUAUUAUGGUUACUGGUGAUCAUCCAAUCACAGCUAAGGCUAUUGCCAAAUCGGUGGGUAUCAUUUCGGAGGGUAAUGAAACUGUUGAGGAUAUCGCACAGCGCUUGAACAUCCCUGUCUCGGAAGUUAACCCACGUGAGGCCAAGGCAGCUGUUGUGCAUGGUGCUGAAUUACGUGAUGUUACACCCGAACAGUUGGAUGAUAUUCUGCGCUAUCACACUGAGAUCGUGUUCGCACGUACCUCGCCUCAACAGAAACUGAUCAUUGUGGAGGGUUGCCAACGUAUGGGCGCUAUUGUGGCUGUGACCGGUGAUGGUGUUAAUGAUUCACCAGCGUUAAAGAAAGCCGAUAUCGGUGUUGCUAUGGGUAUUGCCGGCUCUGAUGUAUCCAAGCAGGCUGCUGACAUGAUUUUGCUCGAUGACAACUUCGCUUCGAUUGUGACAGGUGUUGAAGAGGGUCGCUUGAUUUUCGAUAACUUGAAGAAAUCCAUUGCCUACACACUCACCUCCAACAUUCCCGAAAUCUCACCAUUCUUGGCAUUCAUCCUCUGCGACAUACCACUGCCACUGGGUACCGUUACCAUUUUGUGCAUCGAUUUGGGAACCGACAUGGUGCCUGCCAUUUCCUUGGCUUAUGAAGCUGCUGAGGCCGAUAUUAUGAAGCGUCCACCACGUGAUCCAUUCAACGAUAAAUUAGUCAAUUCAAGAUUGAUUUCAAUGGCCUAUGGUCAAAUUGGUAUGAUCCAAGCUGCUGCCGGUUUCUUCGUGUACUUCGUUAUAAUGGCUGAAAACGGUUUCUUGCCGAUGAAACUGUUCGGCAUACGUAAGAUGUGGGACUCAAAGGCUGUCAACGAUUUAACCGAUUCGUAUGGACAAGAAUGGACCUACCGCGAUCGCAAGACACUCGAGUACACUUGCCACACCGCUUUCUUCGUAUCAAUUGUUGUUGUACAAUGGGCGGAUUUGAUCAUCUGUAAGACACGACGAAACUCCGUCUUCCAGCAGGGCAUGCGAAAUUGGGCAUUGAACUUCGGUUUGGUGUUCGAGACAGUGUUGGCGGCCUUCCUGUCGUACUGCCCCGGCAUGGACAAGGGUCUGCGCAUGUAUCCACUGAAAUUCGUUUGGUGGUUACCAGCCAUUCCAUUUAUGUUGGCCAUUUUCAUCUAUGAUGAAAUUCGUCGAUUCUACUUGCGCCGCAAUCCCGGCGGUUGGUUGGAACAGGAGACGUACUAUUAAGCAGCAAAUUAUGUUCAAAUACGCAACAACAACAACAGCAACAUAAUAGCAAACGCAUUUGUAAACAUAGCAUGUACUACGACAACAACAGCAACAAUAGCAACAAUAAUAAGAGCAAAUGCGAAAUCAUCAUAUUUGAAUUUUACGAAACGAGUGCGAAGAGUAACGAGCGCGCAGUGGUCGCGAUGGCAGCAUAAAAAGCAGCAACAUCUAUAACAACAACAACAACGACGACGAUGACAGCAGCAACAAGCAGAGUAACAGUUGUGUGCUUUUCACAAAAAGCGCUGCCGUAAUUGUGCAAAAAUAGCAACAAUUGCAACAACAACAAAUACAAUAUAGAAAUGCAUGCCAGCAGCGAAUAUUUAAAGCGACCAUCAUCACCACCACCACAACAACAACAACAACAAGCAGAAUUAUUUUUUUAAUUUUAAUUAUUUAAUAAUGAAAAAGAUAAUUAUUUAAACGAUUAAGUAAAGUUAAAUUAUAAAUUAAAUAAUGCUAAUAAUAUGAAACAAAAAAAAAAAAAAAAAAAAAAAAUUUAAAUAAAAAAACAAACAAAAAAAGUAAAACGAAAACCCAGCCACACAUUACACAAUAAAUAGUAGUUGUUUUUUGUAAGAAACUCUUGACGAGCAGCCGCUUAGCGAGGAAACCAAAGCAAAAGCAACAAAAAAGUGUGCAAAUGCGCUACAACAAAUCGUUGCGUAGUCAUGUGACUAGCAGUGAGUGCUAGACGAGAGUGACCGUACAUCUUGUUGUGUCUGUUGUUAGUUAGCCGACGGUUAGUAGGCGCAAAGCAUUUGGAGAUUUGUUGCGCGCACUUUCAGUUUCGGUCAUAUAUUUCUAGAGGCGCUUAACGAGCGCAAAACCGUUAGCUAAGCGAACUCUACAACACUUUGAUAAGCAAGAAAAACUUAGUUGAAUUUUUUCAGAAUUUAAAUAUGUAGGAAGUAUAGGAAAAGGGAUAAAUAGAUAAUUAUAUAACUACAGAAACAUAUGACAAAAACACUAAACGAUAGCUAAAAGAAAAUAAAUAAGCAUUGAUACAAAAUUAUAAAAAAACAAAACAAAGAUUAAUAAAGAUGUGGCAUGCAAGUAAGUGUUUAUAUAUAUCUACAUAUAUAUACAUACAUACAUAGUAUAUCCUUGAUAAUAAUGCAAGCAAAAGCAGUACGACAUCUUUAUUAACGCAAUUCACUACCACUAGCAAAAUAAAUUGAAAUCAAAUACACCACCUUAGAAGCUACAAAGCAAACAAAAACAAAAAUUAUGCCCCCAAAAAACCCAUCGCUGGUGUAAGAACUUAGUAAACAAAAAAUGCAUUGAGAAGACCCAUAUUUCUUUUUUCUUUUGACAGGCAGUUUAUUAAUGUAUUAAUGUGUGGAAGCAGCUAAACAAUAUUUAUAAUAUUUAUGUAAAGAAAUACAUAUUUUACAUGUAUAUGUAUAUUGCAUAUGGAGGAGCACAUACACAGCACACAAGCAUACAUACACACAAUUGGUUGAAAAGUUGACCUGAAACCGCAUUGACGUGGGAUUGAAACUAACCGGAACUGUUAUUAAGCCGGAGCUGCGGUGAAAACUAGUUUGUGUUUCGACACAAAGUAUAUAAAAUGGAAGUCCUACUCUUAAAAAACAUGUAAACUGCCACUGCUCUCGUGUGCAUACAAACACACAUACAUACACCAUUUAAAAGCCAGCAUUUUUGGUCAAAUUGUUGUGCAUACAAACGAACAAACACAUACACACACACGUACAGACAAAAGCAUACAUAGACAAAGUAAAAAACAAACGCUGGCAUUUCUUACCAACGCUCUUUUCCACAUUUGUUAAACUAUUUGCGUAACGCGCCGAAACACACCCGCACAUCCCCUCCGCCACCUGUAUUGGCCGUUUCACUUGCUCUGGCGGCAAGUUGUGGACAGCAACGCGUUUAUUGUUGAUUGUUGUUUUUGUAAAGUCCCCCACAUUCUCAAACCCCCCAACACCCCUCCGUUGUUCGUCCCGCUGUAGUUGUCCUAAUUUUUAAGAAACUAAUAAAUAAAUAAUUAAGAAAAUGUGAAAAAAUGAAGAAAAUUGCAAAAACUAAAACGUGAAGUUGCAAGGUAAAGGUGCAAACUUUAAAGAGACGUAAAAUAAUUAAUUUGUUAAUCUAUUUGCCUUUUUAUUGAGAAAUUAGAAUUUAUAAUUAAAGUAUAAAAAAAAAUGUGUGUGAAAAAAACAAAAGCAACAAAUACAAAAUGUGAACCAUUAAGCAGUUAGUAUGCGUUAGCGAAAAUGUAAGGACGAAAGAGAGGAAGCAGAAAAAACUGAAAGUACAGUAAAUUGCAGCGUAAAGAUAACAACAACAACUUUGUAGUGAAUAAUACUAUAUAUAAAAUAAAUUAAAUGAAAUUGUAGUGCAUGUCUUUUAACGCUUUAAAACGCUUCACAACAGCUGCACGUACAUACAUACACCCACACACACACACACACGCAAGCACACGCUGACUAGCGCGUGUGUUGAACGCGGCUGAGCUGACUGGCUUGCGGGCCACGUGUGGUGACGAGCCAGCUGUAAAUGGAUGUAGGACAUGCGUGCAUAUGAUUUCUUACUAAUGCAAAUGUGUAUGAAAUGAAGCAGAGAAAAUGAAAAUUGAAAGAAUUGAAAUUGAGAAAAUAUAAUAUUUAUGCAUAAAAAAAUAUCAAAUGCAUGAAAAUAUAUAUAUAAUUGAGGCAUAAUUCACACGACAUAACGGCAAGCAGUAAGAGAAUAUUUCGUAAAAGUGUUCAUAUAAAAGAAACAAAAAAUAUAAGAGAAAAACAAAACAUUUAAGUAUUAAAAAAAUAAAAA
Molecule: messenger RNA, 6488 nt
Organism: Bactrocera neohumeralis
Lineage: Eukaryota; Metazoa; Arthropoda; Insecta; Diptera; Tephritidae
Gene: Atpalpha
Product: sodium/potassium-transporting ATPase subunit alpha
Exons: 11
Coding region: 537-3653 (1038 amino acids)
Biological process (GO): proton transmembrane transport; sodium ion export across plasma membrane; potassium ion import across plasma membrane
Cellular component (GO): membrane
Molecular function (GO): ATP binding; ATP hydrolysis activity; P-type sodium:potassium-exchanging transporter activity
Source: RefSeq, a predicted model, not a curated record